Messenger RNA from Trichomonas vaginalis G3, 240 nucleotides. Its product is annotated as cellular macromolecule catabolic process. Gene Ontology annotation, molecular function: ubiquitin protein ligase binding; protein tag activity. Bases 1 to 240 code for a protein of 79 amino acids. The record is from RefSeq and is a predicted model, not a curated record. Gene Ontology annotation, cellular component: nucleus; cytoplasm. Gene Ontology annotation, biological process: regulation of proteolysis; modification-dependent protein catabolic process; protein neddylation. Lineage: Eukaryota; Parabasalia; Trichomonadida; Trichomonadidae. The transcript has a single exon.
AUGAGCAUCACUAUCAAAGUUCAAACACUCUCUGGUAUCUCACGCUAUAUUAAAGUCGAGCAAACAGACACAAUUGAAAAAAUCAAGAGCCAACUCUACAGUAUGGAUGGCAUUGCUCCAGAUCAGCAAAGAAUCUUAUACAAAGGUUUGGCACUUCCAGAUACAGCUACAAUCGAAUCCAGCGGUAUCAAAAACGAUGAAACUGUUCAUAUGGUUAUCUCAUUAAAAGGUGGAAUGUAA